CCCCGCCCCCCCCCCGCACACAAGCCUGCCUCUGAGAGGGAAAUAGCCAGGUGGAAUCUCACUCUGUUUCCAUGGACAACCCGUCCAUUAUCACCCAGGUGACUAACCCCAAAGAGGAGGAGAUCCUGUCCUGCACUCAGGAUAAAGUGUCCCAAUGUAAUAUCAGCUUGAAGAAGCAGAGGAGUCGAAGUAUCUUUAGCACCUUAUUCUGCUGCUUUCGUGACUACAAUGUCGAGCCACCAUCUACCAACAGCACCAGUGCUCUGCCUCCUUUGGUGGAGGAGAAUGGAGGACUUCAGAAGGGUGACCAGAUGCAGGUCAUGCCUAUACCAAGUCCACCAGCUAAAUACCUCCUGCCAGAACUGACAGCAUCAGACUAUGGGAAGAAGUGUGUGGUCAUUGAUUUAGAUGAAACUUUAGUGCACAGUUCAUUUAAGCCAAUUAGCAAUGCUGAUUUCAUCGUUCCUGUUGAAAUUGAUGGAACCAUACAUCAGGUUUAUGUAUUGAAACGACCACAUGUGGACGAGUUUCUUCAGAGGAUGGGAGAGCUCUUUGAAUGUGUACUCUUCACAGCCAGUCUAGCCAAGUAUGCAGACCCAGUAGCUGACUUACUGGAUCGCUGGGGUGUGUUCAGGGCAAGGCUCUUUAGAGAAUCCUGUGUUUUCCACCGAGGGAAUUACGUGAAGGAUCUGAGUCGACUGGGCCGUGAGCUGAGUAAAGUUAUUAUAGUAGAUAAUUCUCCUGCAUCUUACAUCUUCCAUCCUGAAAAUGCAGUGCCUGUGCAGUCCUGGUUUGAUGACAUGACAGACACAGAGCUGCUAGAUCUUAUUCCUUUCUUUGAAGGACUAAGCAAAGAGGAAGAAGUUUACAGUAUGCUUCAUAAACUCUGCAACAGGUAGCCCUUAACUCUGACUGACUCCUGCUCCUAGAUUGCAGUUGCUAGAGGCUGUCUCCAUCUCUUUCAGCUCUUUCAAGUGUAAGCUUUGGGGAGGUCACCCCUGUCAGAAGUGCUACUCUUGAUCUUCCUGUUACAUUGGACACGAAGGACAAUCAUGAGUGAUGCUAUUAAGCCUUCAGAAGCCUGACUCCUAAGGUCAUGUGUUCAGACUACUUUUUUAAAGGAAAAAAAAAAAAAAAAAAAAAAAGAAGCUAUUUUAAAUGGGACUCUUUUAAUUAAUUUCAUAAAUGGACAUCUUUUACUGGAUCAGCUUUUCUUAAAACAUGCCAAAAAAAAGAAGCUUGUAUUUCAGCAGUUGAAUUUCUCUCCCUUUCUUCCCCUCCCACUAUGCAGACAAUUUUACCCCCCUGCUUAGAGCAGUUGACCUGACUCUGAAUUUUUUCUUACAGAAUGAAGUGCCUUUUUGAAUGUUAUUUUAAGAUAAAAAUUCAUUUUUGUAUAAGACGUAUUUCCAGACAUCUUUUAGUCUUGUAUUGUCUAAAUGCUUUAAAAGGAAAAAGGAAAAAAAAAAAAAUUUAUAGAGCACUGUAAUAUAUAACAAAGGAAAAAGUUGAAACCAAGAUGCUGGGUUCCUGUCUCCACGAUGACAUUGAAUUGUGUUACACUUUGUCAUGCUCAGAAGGUUCAGGCGUUCGUGGGAGAGGUGAAUUGGGGUCACUAACGUGUUUCACUGAUGAGGAUUUUGGGCACAGUUUUAAAACAUAUCUGCAGUUGUUUGAGUAUUUAGGGGAGUGAUGGAGUUGAGGAAACGAGGUGGCUGAUAGACCUAAAGCACCUUUAAUUCCAGACAGAUGAAGUUCUGCUGUCUCUGCUUACGCACAACUGCCAUGCCUCUUCUUUUUUGGAAAACCUUUAUCUUGGGAGAACGGCGAGGAGAUCUAUUUAUUAGUUUAAGAUUCUUUUCUCAAAACAACCCAACUGGGUAAGCUGGAUCUAUAUUGAGCUGUUUGGAGUACUUUUUUCUUUAAAUUGCUGCUACUGUAUACUCACCAAAUGGAGUUGACCAUCGGCUGUUAUACUGUUUUUGCCACUGUGCCUGUGCUAUGAGACAUUUUCUGUAAGCUGCAAACUUGGGCAAUAAAUAAAAUGCAGGCUUCAUAACCCACCCCCCUGGAUUAAUCCACUGGUAUCUGAUAUACCAGAGAACCCAGUUAAAGGUGACCUGUAAAGGAAUUUUACUUUUUUUUUUUUUAAAUUAAGAUGAAGCCCUCUCCUUUCUUUCAUACAUGAAAAUGCAGGAAGUAUUUUGCCCACACCUUUGAUUUGUGUUUCUUUUUCCCCAAGGUGUAAGGUGCAGAUUAGGAGCUGUAUCAAGUCUUGCUGGAAGGGCAGAAGUUACUAGCCUAGACUAAAAUUGGUCCUCUGGCUUUGGAGUUGAGUUAGACUCAUCUCUGAAUCUGAGACCCUGCUUAACACCUUCUGCAGUGCCAUAGGUACCUUUUCAGAUGAAUGAUUUUUAAAUAUUUUAUGCCUUUAGAGAACAAGGCACACAUUUUUUCCCCCCCUGCUUUCCAGUGUCACCUUUCAGUUAUUUCAGUCCACAGCAGAAAUCUGCAAACAUAAAAAGUGCAGCUGCAUUUGGCUGUCAUCAGAGAAGACUAAAUGGACUAUUUGGUGCUUCUAAUUAGCCUCGUGCUAAAUUCUGAAUUGUAGACCCCCUUUGCCUUUUCUCUUUUCCUCGAAAAGUCCCGAUGACUUGGGGGAAAAAACCAAAAUUUCUUUGCGAUGGACUUGGGGCUUGUGAUCCUUGUCUCAAGAGCGUUGGUGCAGCAGCUUAACAAAUCCAUCCCAGAGGGGCAGGCCAGUCUGCACAGGCAGUGAGUGGGUGGUGGUGGGUGCAGGAUCAACCUGAGCCCCCCCUGCAGUGCAGCUGUGCUCCAGCUGUGCUCCAGCUGUGCUCCAGCUGUGCUCCAGCUGUGGCUGGGCCCAGGGGGUGCUGAAGGCAGUCCCGUCACACCCGUGAGUCUGUAGGGCAGCACCCUUUUGUUUCUUAACCAGCUGGCAUCACCUUAGUACUGUACAAAUCUGUGCCACAGCAAAAAGAUAAACUCGAGUUUAAAAAUUUAAAAAAAAAAAUAAACAACAUAAACAAAGCCUACUUUGUUUAAAAAUAUAACAAAAAAAAACAAACAAAAAAAAGGACGUAUGGAUUCUGGUUAGUCCAUUAACGUUUACUUUCAGUUUAAGAUGGUUUAAUUUUGUAUUUGACUCCAGAGUAACGAAACUAAGCUGCCAAAAAAAAUAAAAAAUAAAAAAAGUUGUUCUCUGAGCAGUAUUUUCAACUGUGCCUGUGGCCCCUGGGCCCCAGUGCAGUUUGCAGGGAAGUAUUCAGGUUGUAGUUAGUCUUGCAGGUAUGAGAGGAAUGGCUGAAGAAAUUCAAAGACUUUUUCUCGUUAGCAUUAGACCAAACAAUCAGACAAUGAGUAAAUAACCCACGAGACAGGGCCAUGUGACAGUUGUGACCUGUUGGACGUGAGACAAACCAUGUCACCCGUUGGCAUCUCUGGAAGCAGCGAUUUCAUGAACCAGUUGCCUUAAGUCUGUGAAUGAAUGUUGAUUAUAUUAUUAAAGUGUCUUGUAUUGUUUUCAAAUCCACAUAGAAUGGGCAACUGAACUUCUGCACCAGCCUCUGGAGGAACGGUUCUGAUGUUUGCUUUCUGAUUGUUCUGUACAACCACACUUGUACUGUAUUAUUUUGGCUCUUAAAACCCCCAAAUUUUAAAAAGCCCAACUUACUGUAACUUAGUACAGCAUUAAAAUGACAAUACAAAGACAAAAAAAACUUAGCACAGCUUUGAUCUCUGUUAGCAUUAAGAGUAUUUUCUAUAAGUUCUGAUCAGUUCUAUUUUUUUAACCCACCCAACUUGUAUGGAAAUAAAACUCAGAGUGCUCUGCAAUCAGGUUUGGACUCCCCUGGGUAUUCAGAUUUGGCCAAAGGGAUCAAACUGUCACAGUUGUUUUAUUUUGACACUAUCAUCAUACUUGAAAUUUCAAGUGUUGAGUUUGUGUGGAUAUAUAUACGCUAUAUAUUUAGAGUUUCUAGAUUCUAAAAAAGCAAUAGAGUUCUGUCCAUAAAGUCAGAGAACGAGUGGAAUGUUUGUAAAAUUUGCAAUACGGGUAUUUGAUUGUAUUUUAAAUACGAGAUUUAAAAAAAAAAAAAAAAAUUCAAAUAGGAAAAAAAAAACAAACCUACAACUUGUUUCCUAAAUCUCUUGAGUAUUUUGAAGUGCAGUUACUGCAUGCAGGUCACCAGGGCUGUUAUAAACCCUGGGUUUCAAUUCUGUUUCUGGAUAUUAUAGAAAUAUUAAAAAGUCUUUUCCCAGUUGGUCAUUUUAAAGAGAUGCUGCCUGGCCUGAAGUUCUGUUGUCCUUUUUAUGUUGGGUUAAAAAACGUUUUUUUGCCUGUAUGGGUAUUUUUAAAUUAAGCUGAAAGGCAGAAUGCCUUAGACCCUUGAACUCCAACGGAAGCGUUAACAGUGAAAUUGCCAUUUGUAACCUUAGGGCUGUGCUCAGAAUCCUUGCUCACACCAGGAAGCGUGGCAGGCUGGGCAUGGGGAGAUGGUGGCAAAUGUACAAUAUUGCUGUGUUCAUUUAGGUAGCUUUGGAAGAAUAAUUUUGUCUCUUUGUUUCGCCCUUUUGAUCUUUAUUAAAACAGCAAAAAGUUACGCGUGGAAGAAACUCAACACCUGGAGACGUUUUGGUUGUCAGUGUACGCAAUCACUUUUCUUACAGCAUGAUUUUGAUUAGACUGGUUGGGGACAAUAAAGUAUCUAAAUGACACUGGUGUGUGCUGAUGUUGCAGCUUUUGAAAUUUCAGUGUAAAAAAAAAAAAAAAAAAAACCAAGAAAAAGAAUCUGUAGCUCUGUGACUUCCGAAGGCAUUAACCCUCUGUUGGACAGAUUGUUUUUAACCUAAUAAACCACAGUUCCGCACAGCCCUAUUUGUAAAACAAAAACAAGUUUGUGCCUCUGAUUCCAAGGUGCUGUGAUGUUUUUUGCCUUUGUGGGGCGAGGAGGGGCGGGUGAGACUGGCGUGGGACAAUUGCUUCAAAAUCUCUGGGCUAACUAUGCAAAACCAGCUGUCAGUUUUCUGUUUCACAUGAUGUUGUAAAAUCCCAGCUGACUCUUUCUUAUUUCUUGUUAAAGAUCUGUUGGGAGCUCCUCAACAGAGGAGUAAGCAAUGGAAAUGUUUCUUUCUUUCUUUCUUUCUUUUUUUUUCCUUUUUUUUUUUUUUUUGUUCCUUAUGAUGGAGCUGUUUACACUUUGAUGCAAUGAACAAUCCAGCAAUACUUGAGAAACACUACAGAUACCAUAUGAGUGUUUGCAGGAGAGAGGAGUGUUGUCAAUCAGGUAUUGAAUGGUUUCUUUACUGUCACAAAUAAAAAAUUUUAACAAUA
Poecile atricapillus (Black-capped chickadee) is the source of this 5353-nucleotide messenger RNA. It is a transcript of the gene CTDSPL, whose product is annotated as CTD small phosphatase like. Gene Ontology annotation, molecular function: RNA polymerase II CTD heptapeptide repeat phosphatase activity. The transcript has 8 exons. NCBI's taxonomy places the organism in Eukaryota, Metazoa, Chordata, Aves, Passeriformes, Paridae. The record is from RefSeq and is a predicted model, not a curated record. Bases 72 to 899 code for a protein of 275 amino acids.